AUGCUGAUUAUCCGCGACCUGAAGACAAGCAGAACCACCUGGCAGUCCAGCCGCCUCCAUUCGACCUCGACCUACUCAAGGCCCUUCAAGCGCAUCCCGCCCGGCGUCGUCGUCAUGAAGUUCGGAGAGCAGCUGCGCUCCAGCGCUAUCAAAGAGUAUCAGUGGUACUACAUCGACUACGAGGGGCUCAAGGCCGACCUUAAGAAGUCCAGCGGCCCACUCGUCGAACAAGACGCCCAAGGCGAUAGCGCGAAAGGGGCCAGGAAAGGCAAAGGAAAGGCCAAGCGGCAGUGGACUGAGGAUGACGAGAGCCGUUUCGUAUACCGGCUCGAGGGAGAGCUACAGAAGGUCUACCAGAAACAACAACUAAAGACCAUUGAGAUCCAGCGUCGGAUUCAGGCCAGCGAGCGCGACGUCAACGACAUUGUCUCGAGGCUGAACGAGCGCCGAGCCGGCGAGGAUGGCCCAUCCGAGGAGGAGUUUAUGGUGCUCGAAGAGGACCUGAGCGACAUCAUCGCCGACGUCAACGACCUGGCCAAGUUCAUCCAACUGAAUUACACCGGUUUCUACAAGAUCAUGAAGAAGCACGACAAGAUCACCGGCUGGCAUAUACGACCCGUGUUCGAGGCGCGCAUGAAGGCGAAGCCUUUCUACAAGGACAACCACGAUGAGCUGUUGGUUGACCUGUCCAAGCUCUACGACAUCGUUCGCACCAGAGGCAAUCCGAUUAAAGGUGACAGCGCCGCUGGUGGUAGUCAGGCAAACUUUGUUCGUAACACGACCAAGUACUGGGUGCACCCGGACAACAUCACCGAGGUGAAGCUUAUCAUCCUCAAGCACCUACCGGUGCUGGUCUUCAACGCUAAUAAAGAGUUUCACCCGGAUGAUUCUGCUAUCACCUCAAUCUACUACGACAACCCUGACACCUGGGAGCUGUACGAGGGCCGACUCAAGAAGACAGAAGGAGCUGAGGCCAUCCGUCUGCGGUGGUAUGGCGGCAUGAGCACCGAUAAGAUAUACGUCGAGAGAAAGACUCAUCGUGAGGAUUGGACGGGCGAAAAGUCCGUCAAAGCCCGAUUUGAGGUACGCGAGAAGCAGGUCAACCCGUAUAUGAGGGGUGAGAUGCUCCCGGCAGCUGUCAUGGAAAAGCAGCGGAAGACUGGCAAGAAACCGCAAUCUGCCUACGACGAGGACGAGAAGUUGGCACAGGAGGUGCAAUGGGAAGUCCUGAAGAAGGGGUAUGAGCCCGUUUGCCGAAGCUUCUAUCACCGAACCGCUUUCCAACUUCCGGCGGAUGCCAGAGUCCGUAUAUCACUGGACUCGGACCUGACCUUGAUCCGCGAAGACAACUUGGAUGGUCGUAAAAGAAGUGGUGAUAACUGGCGUCGCAUGGAUAUUGGCGUUGACUACCCCUUCUCCCAGCUGCCGCCCGAAGACAUCUGCCGGUUUCCUUAUGCGGUGCUGGAGGUCAAGCUUCAAACACAGGCUGGUCAGCAGGCCCCGGAAUGGGUGCGCCAGCUAGUCUCCAGUCACCUGGUUGAGGCUGUACCAAAAUUCUCCAAGUUCAUCCACGGCUGCGCUACCCUGUACCCGGAUCGGAUCAAGUUGCUCCCCUUCUGGUUGCCCCAGAUGGACGUCGACAUCCGCAAGCCUGCCACACACAACUUCGGAAUUCAGCGGGGUGGUCACUCUGGUACUACGGGCACUUCAGAGGACGAAGAUGACGAUUUCGACUCUGAUGAUGAGGAGGCGAGGACGGCUCCACGCGGCCAAGAGAACAUCAACAAUGGUGGCACAUCCAACGGAUUAUCACCAGAGACUGGCGCGCACGGGGCUGCGGUGGCACACAGGUUGCGCCAAGCACAAGCCGAUGGCUCGACAGAUGUCGAAGAUCAGACGCGUCUUCUGCCCGCGAAUGAUGACGCUUAUGAGCUCUACGAAUCGGAUGAAGAAGAAGAAGAGCAAGACCGGUUGGAAGAGGCCAGAAGAGUCGGCGGUCUUACGUAUGCCUCCACACUGGUCCAGACCAAAGCAAAGGCUGCCGGUCGUGGCCUGUCCAAGCUAGGUGGCGUUGUGAAUAACCUGAGAUCUGGGAGCGAAAUCCCGGCGCACGAGAGGACCAUCGCGCUGUACGGGACGACCCAAGUGCAAAACAAAAAGUUUGUUGCGCCUCCAGGAAAGAAGAUAUACGUGCCUGUGAGGGUGGAGCCCAAGGUGUAUUUCGCGGCUGAGAGGACCUUCCUCAACUGGCUCGAGUUCUCCAUUUAUAUCGGAACCAUCGCCACGACCCUUCUUAAUUUCGGCAACAAGCCGAGCAGAAUCUCUUUCGUCGUCUCGGGAAUAUUCACCCUUGUAGCCAUUGCGGCCCUGUUGUAUUCGGUUGGGACGUACGUCUAUCGAAGCCGGUCGAUUCGUGCCCGUAAGGCGGCCAAGUUUUACGACUGGUGGGGUCCGUCGCUUCUGUGUGUUCAACUCUGGUGGUUGCUGUCAUUGCGAAUUUCGCCUUUGAGGGAUAUGAGCGGCAUUGGUGGUAAGCUUUGCAUUUUUCCGGCGCGGCUCUUGUGA
This is a messenger RNA of Diaporthe citri, 2565 nucleotides long. RefSeq lists its product as uncharacterized. Gene Ontology annotation, cellular component: fungal-type vacuole membrane; vacuolar transporter chaperone complex. The record is from RefSeq and is a predicted model, not a curated record. Bases 1 to 2565 code for a protein of 854 amino acids. The transcript has 2 exons. Gene Ontology annotation, biological process: microautophagy; vacuole fusion, non-autophagic; vacuolar transport. NCBI's taxonomy places the organism in Eukaryota, Fungi, Ascomycota, Sordariomycetes, Diaporthales, Diaporthaceae.